CUUUUGUUAAAUUUUGUGUUUUUUAACGUUGUCCCGUGACAAAACAAUGAAACCGAGCGUAAUUUGCUAGUGAUGAUGUCCAAUGUCCAUUCCCCAAGUGAUUUUUUAACAUCGUCGCCUUUUCUACUUGUUCUCUCCAUAGUCCGUGUAGGUGCUUCUCAUUCUCUAAUGGGAUCCCCUGCUUUCUCUGAUUUGUAACACAGACGCUUCCUUAUAAAGCUGAAGCUUUUUUGGAGAUUGAAAAAUGGGUCUGAGCAGACCUCACAAGGCUGGCAAUGGCGUCUCCACCAGAUGGGUUCUUGGCCUCUGUAUCGCCAGCUUCAUCUUGGGUGUUCUUGUUGUCAACAGGGUACUAGGAGUUUGCUGAGUAAACUUCUGGGGACAGGCAAAAGUAUGCGCUUGCCACCUUGCAACAAACUCCUUGACAGGUUCUGGGCUAUUCCUGAUCCAGUUACAAUGGACAGAGAGGCUUCAUCAGUUGAGAAACAUGAAUCAAGACCUCUCCAUCCCAUAGACAACUGUGAGAAGAAGGAUGUUUCUUUUCAGACAGGGGACAUCCUAUCUCAAGUUUCACAAACACACGAUGUAAUAAUGACAUUAGAUAAAACAAUCUCCUCGUUAGAGAUGCAACUAGCUGCAUCUAGAGCUUCCAAAGUUAACAAUGAGGAGGGAUCUCCAAUAGUUACAAAAUCAGGAAGUGAGCAAUUUAAGGAGCGUCAGAAGGUUUUCUUUGUUAUGGGAAUCAUUACUGCAUUCAGCAGCAGAAAGCGACGAGAAUCAAUUAGAGAGACAUGGAUGCCCCGAGGGGAAGGGUUAAGGAAGUUGGAAACAGAUAAGGGAAUUAUAAUUCGAUUUGUCAUUGGACACAGUGCAACUCCAGGUGGUGUACUGGAUCGUGCUAUUGAUGCAGAAAAUGAGCAAAACAAGGAUUUCUUACGUCUGAAUCAUAUUGAAGGAUAUCAUGAGUUGUCCUCAAAAACUCAAAUAUACUUUUCAACAGCUGCCGCUAAGUGGGAUGCUGACUUCUAUAUCAAAGUUGAUGAUGAUGUGCACAUAAAUCUUGGUAUGGUUGGUUCAACCUUGGCCCGGCAUAGAUCAAAGCCACGCGUUUAUAUUGGUUGCAUGAAGUCUGGACCUGUCCUGUCACAGAAAGGAAUAAAAUACCAUGAACCAGAAUACUGGAAAUUUGGUGAGGAUGGAAAUAAGUACUUUAGGCAUGCGACAGGGCAAAUAUAUGCGCUCUCCAAGGAUUUGGCUACAUAUAUUUCAGUUAAUCGGCACAUACUUCAUAAAUAUGCAAAUGAAGAUGUCUCUUUGGGUUCUUGGUUUAUCGGCCUUGAUGUUGAGCACAUUGAUGACCGGAGCCUCUGCUGUGCGACGCCCCCUGAUUGCGAGUGGAAGGCUCAAGCAGGAAAUCCUUGUGCUGCAUCCUUUGACUGGAGCUGCAGUGGCAUUUGCAAAUCAGUGGAAAGAAUGGAGGAGGUGCACCAACGCUGUGGGGAGGGCGAUGAGGCUAUCUGGCACACCAGUUUCUGAGACAAGUCUCUGUUCAUUGUAAUAUAUGUGAGAUCAAAUGGUGGUUUAUUUAGACAACUCAAUCUGCCCGAUUUUUGUUUAUUGAUGCCUCGGGACAGUCGGUAUAUGAUUGAUUGAAUUACUCACUGCACAUAGAGAUUUUCAUACUGAGGAAAUAUGAUUCAAAUUUUUUUUGUUCCAA
Carya illinoinensis is the source of this 1717-nucleotide messenger RNA. Its product is annotated as beta-1,6-galactosyltransferase GALT31A-like. NCBI's taxonomy places the organism in Eukaryota, Viridiplantae, Streptophyta, Magnoliopsida, Fagales, Juglandaceae. The transcript is spliced from 12 exons. Gene Ontology annotation, molecular function: hexosyltransferase activity. The coding region runs from base 292 to 1536 and encodes 414 amino acids. Gene Ontology annotation, cellular component: Golgi membrane. The record is from RefSeq and is a predicted model, not a curated record.